Messenger RNA from Limulus polyphemus (Atlantic horseshoe crab), 3054 nucleotides. Its product is annotated as phosphoenolpyruvate carboxykinase, cytosolic [GTP]-like. Gene Ontology annotation, biological process: propionate catabolic process; cellular response to insulin stimulus; gluconeogenesis. The transcript has 11 exons. Lineage: Eukaryota; Metazoa; Arthropoda; Merostomata; Xiphosura; Limulidae. Gene Ontology annotation, molecular function: phosphoenolpyruvate carboxykinase (GTP) activity; GTP binding; manganese ion binding. The record is from RefSeq and is a predicted model, not a curated record. Gene Ontology annotation, cellular component: cytosol; mitochondrion. Bases 161 to 2095 code for a protein of 644 amino acids.
AUUCCUACGCAGGAUGGUGAAAUAUAUUACUCUCGAAGGUAAAGGUAUAUACUAAUACUUUUGGCUAUUAGUAUUACUGGUGUUGGUGGUUGGAAAAGUUAUUUCUUUACUUCCAUUUAACUCUGUACGUUAGAGAAAGAGACAAGAAAAGAAGAGUACCAUGCCUGGGUUAGGGAAUAUCGAUACCAAAAAUAAUGCGUAUGGAACAUCUGAACCUGUCAUUUCACCAGGAAAGUUAGUAAGAGUUGGGAGUAGACUUUUUAGCGUUAUUCAUGGUGAUCUAAGUAAUCUAAGGCCAAAGGUCAAAGAAUAUGUUGAACAGAAAGCCAGAUUGUGUAAACCAGAAAAUAUCCACAUCUGUGAUGGUAGUGAGGCAGAAAAUAAUUACUUGCUGGAUUUGAUGAAGAGACAAGGGAUGAUUACACCACUUAGAAAAUAUGAAAACAAUUGGUUAGCUCGUACAGAUCCUUCUGAUGUGGCUAGAGUUGAAAGUCGCACAUAUAUCUGUACACCAAACAAAAAUGACACUAUUCCCACACCAAAAGAAGGAGUGAAAGGAAAGUUAGGAAACUGGAUUUCACCAGAAGACCUGGAGAAAGCAUUUAGUGAGAGAUACCCAGGUUGUAUGCAGGGAAGAACAAUGUAUGUGAUCCCAUACAGUAUGGGUCCAAUUGGUUCUCCUGUUUCUAAAGUGGGAAUUGAAUUAACAGACUCACCAUAUGUUGUUUGUUGUAUGCGUAUCAUGACCCGUAUUGGAUCAGCAGUACUGAAAGCCUUGGGAGAUGGUGAUUUUGUCAAGUGUCUUCAUUCUGUAGGACAGCCAUUACCCAUGGAAACACCUAUUAACAAUUGGCCUUGCAAUCCUGCCAAGACGAUUAUUUCUCAUAUACCUGAAAAUAAUGAAAUUUGUUCCUUUGGAAGUGGCUACGGUGGUAAUUCACUACUAGGGAAAAAGUGCUUUGCAUUGAGGAUUGGGUCUUUUCUAGGAAAACGUGAAGGAUGGUUUGCUGAACAUAUGCUGAUUGUAGGUAUAACUAACCCCCAAGGAGUGAAAAAGUAUAUAGUUGCAGCAUUUCCGAGUGCUUGUGGGAAGACUAACCUGGCCAUGUUGACUCCAACUCUACCUGGGUAUAAGGUAGAAUGUGUUGGAGAUGACAUUGCAUGGAUGUGGUUUGACAAAGAAGGCCAGUUAAGAGCUAUUAACCCCGAAUAUGGAUUUUUUGGUGUUGCUCCUGGAACUUCACAUAAGACAAAUUCUAAUGCAAUGUACUCAAUGCAAAAGAAUACAAUAUUCACCAAUGUGGCAGAGAUGAGUGAUGGAGGAUUUUACUGGGAAGGACUUGAGAAUGAAGUACCUAAAGGUCUUCGUAUCAAAUCUUGGUUGAAUGAUGAAAAUUGGACCCCAGAAAGUGGUAAACCAGCUGCACACCCAAAUUCUAGGUUUUGUGCCCCAGCUAAGCAAUGCCCCAUAAUGGAUCCAUAUUGGGAAGACCCAAAGGGUGUGCCAAUCUCUGCUAUCAUCUUUGGUGGGAGGAGACCUGAGGGUGUGCCACUCAUCUAUGAGUCUUUCAGUUGGACUCAUGGUGUAUUUGUGGGUGCAUCCAUGCGAUCAGAAGCUACAGCUGCUGCUGAAUAUAAAGGUAAAUUAAUAAUGCAUGACCCCUUUGCCAUGCGCCCUUUUUUUGGAUACAACUUUGGCCAAUAUCUCCAGCACUGGCUAAGUUUUGGCAAAAACCCAGCAUUAAAACACCCCAAAAUCUAUCAUGUAAAUUGGUUCCGUAAGAAUGCUGAAGGUAAAUUCAUAUGGCCAGGAUUCGGAGAAAACUGCAGAGUGCUUGAUUGGAUUUGUCGUCGUGCUGACGGUGAGCCUAGUGUAGUGGAAACUCCUAUUGGUUAUAUCCCCAAAGAAGACGCCAUUGACCUUCAAGGACUUCCACCAAUCGAUAUGAAGGAACUUCUAUAUGUGCCCAAAGAUUUUUGGAAGAAUGAAGUAAAAGAAAUACAUAAUUAUUUUGAAGAACAGUUGCCUAAUGAUCUUCCAGCCGAAAUUCAAGCUGAGCUGAAUAAGCUUGAAGAACGGCUUAACUUGCAGUAAGUCAGUUGGUCGAGAGUAAGUAGAUGUUUAAAAUGCCAUCAUGUUUAACAAAUGUAAUAUUUUGAUUACAUGUUGUUCAAAAAGGACCAAACAGUUUUUUAAUGUGUGUUGUGCUUAGAAAUAUUGUAGUACUGUUUGUAUUUGAAGAUAUUUUUACAGUAAUAUUUAGAUAUUUUUUAUUUUGUAUUGUUGACACGGGGACCAAGUUUUUAAUGAUGCAUUACAUAAUUGGUCAUGCAACACUUUUUAUAGUGAAGAGAAUGAUUUUUAUUAAAUACUUUGAAUUGUUCAAGAGUGUCAGAGUUAUGAAGAAGUAGUUAACAUAUUGUCACUUAUUUUUUCUUGCCUAAAUGUUAUUUUUCUAGUUUUUUAAUUGAGUGUCAUGUAGUUAGAAAUGAGUUAAAGAAGUCGUAUCUCCUUACAUUGACCAAUCUAGAUUAAGAAGUUUUAGAAAACUGUUCUGAAAUUAGAAAUGAGUUAAAGAAGUUGUAUCUCUGUACAAUGACCAAUCUAGAUUAAAAGUUUUAUAAAAAAUGUCCUGUAGUUAGAAAUGAGUUAAAGAAGUCAUAUCUCCUUAUGAUGACCAAUCUAGUGAACUAAAUGUUUGUUGGAAUGGUGUAAAACUUUUAGAUGAUAAAACUUGUAGUGACAUGAAGUUAUUUUCAGUAAUUUGUUGAAGUGUUAUGUUUUAUGUAAGUUAUACAAAUCAAGAUCAUUAGAUUAAAAAUUAUACAAAAUAUAACAUUCUUCUUUAUUCAGAAAUAAUGUUUUUAUUUCUCUUUGUAAAAUUUUAUUCUCAAUAUUAGGGUAAAACUGUUAUAAGAAAGAACAUGAUUUUACUUGUUUAAUGUAUGUAAUUUUCUAUGACUCCAUCAAUAAAAUCCAAGAUCAAAGUUGAUUAGUUUAUGAAAUAUGUAGCAUCAUGUCUGGUAUUAGAAAUAAAAAUUAGAUGUGCCAGA